GUCAGAGUGGAGAUGCUGAUGCUGCGAUCCGACUGUGCGCAUGCGCACUGCUAUCUCCAGUUUUUCCAUCACUUCUUUUAUGGUAUUGUACCAACACGUUCAACCGCCGAGCUUGUCCAGGGAGGAUUGUCCGAACAUGACAUCCCGUCUUGGCCCCAGAACAGCCAGUACAAAUGGAACUGACUUCAAACACAGAGAGAAGGUGGUCUCACAUUAUCAGAUGAGUGCUUCCCUGAAGUCAGAGGUACGGAAGCUGAACUGGGUCCACCUUCUGAUCUGGUUGCUAGUGGCUGCACAAGUGACUGUGAGCCAUCUCAACCUGGUGUCACAUGACACAGUGUCCAUACCAUACCAGUGGGAGUACCCCUACCUGCUCAGUCUCAUCCCGCUCCUCUGUAGCAGCCUGUCACUCCCAAUGAACAACAUCAGCUACCUGGUCAUAUCCCUGAUCAGUGCAGGGCUCUUCUCUGUGGCGCCUCUCAUUUAUGGUGGCAUGGAGAUGUUUCCUGUAGCUCAGCAGCUCUAUCGCCAUGGAAAAGCUUACCGCUUCAUUUUUGGCUGCUCUGCUGUGACUGUUAUGUACCUCAUAAUGGUGGUUGCUGUUCAAGUGCAUGCAUGGCAGAUAUAUUACAUGAAAAAACUUUUAGAUUCAUGGUUUGAUGCCACUCAGGAAAAGAAGAAGAAGUGAUCAUGUAAAAGCAAUUGCUACUGGAAAAUGUAUUUUUUUUUGUUUGAUUUAUAAAUUAUAAGUUUCAUUCGGGUCUAUUUAUUUGGUCAGUAAUGUCACACGACAAAGCAUCUUUAGGAUCCUAGAACAGCAAUAUUUAUUAAAAGCAUCAGGUUAGCUUGCAUCUUGUGCCAGCAGUAACCAAUGAAAACGUUGCGCCUUUAUCAAUAUUAAGCUUUUCGCCUGCUUUUCUCUAAAAAGAAUGAGAGGCAACUCAGGUUACAAUGAUUUCAUUUUGAGGUAGUCAUACUUACACUACAAUAAAGACACAAACUAUAUCUGCCUACAUUUGGCUUCUAAACUCUCACCGUGUUUAUUCAUAAUUGGUGAUUUAAAUUGUCUCAUCUGAUUAUGUUACCAGCAAAUUAUUAUCAUGUCUCAUACAAUAAUUCUCAGUGAAACCUCUGCUCUGUUGUUCAAUGCUUUUUCAUGACACUGCCUCGUUGUAACUUGUAGAAACAAAAUUAAACAGUUUUUUCCUGUUUA
Messenger RNA from Girardinichthys multiradiatus, 1213 nucleotides. It is a transcript of the gene jagn1a, whose product is annotated as jagunal homolog 1a. Bases 41 to 688 code for a protein of 215 amino acids. NCBI's taxonomy places the organism in Eukaryota, Metazoa, Chordata, Actinopteri, Cyprinodontiformes, Goodeidae. Gene Ontology annotation, cellular component: endoplasmic reticulum membrane. Gene Ontology annotation, biological process: endoplasmic reticulum organization; granulocyte colony-stimulating factor signaling pathway; vesicle-mediated transport. The transcript is spliced from 3 exons. The record is from RefSeq and is a predicted model, not a curated record.